Triticum urartu is the source of this 1444-nucleotide messenger RNA. The record is from RefSeq and is a predicted model, not a curated record. Lineage: Eukaryota; Viridiplantae; Streptophyta; Magnoliopsida; Poales; Poaceae.
CCUAUCAUCUUAUACAACAUAGUUCGACUAUCAGCUCAUCAGCAUUAUCACUCGCUAAUCCACUGUCCAUCGUAUUAUCUUGGCGCACUGUCCUCCAUCACCUCGAUCGCACUCGCCGUGCAGAGCGCUAUGGCCACGGAGGAGACAUCGGCGCUGGCGGUCGACGGCGCCCAUGAGCAUCCCACGCUCCACAUGCACAACGUGGCCGAGGUGAUCCCGACCCUGCCGCUGGAGACGCGGUGGCCGCCGUUCGCGCACCGCCGGUACCGUGGCUUCUGGGUGGCCGAGCGGUUCCUGCUGGCACUGGCGGCCUUCAACGACCAAUUCGAGCCGGCGCCCGGUGACGUGCUCUUGGUCACCUGCCCCAAGUCCGGCACCACGUGGUUGAAGGCCCUCGCCUUCGCCACCGUGCACCGCGCCGCGCACCCACCGUCGUCUGCCGACCACCCCCUCCUCGGCCGCAACCCGCACGGCUGCGUUAGGUUCCUCGAAGGUAUCUUCUUCGGCCGCUCCGUGGACGAGGCGCGCGACGUCCUCGCCGCCGCGUGUCCGUCCCCGCCCCGUUUGCUCGCCACCCACUGGGCCUACUCCCAGCUGCCGGAGUGCGUCACCGGCGGCUGCCGGAUCGUGUAUAUCUGCCGGGAGCCCAAGGACGUGCUAGUGUCGUGGUACUGGUUCCUCAAGAAGGUAGUCGCCUACGGCGCCACCAGCGACCACGAGCCCGACCCCGACCUCGACUUCGCCGAGCUCUACGAGGUGUUCUGCGAGGGCCGCAACGGAUACGGGCCGGUUUGGCGGCAGGCGGCCGAGUACUGGGAGGCUAGCAGGGAGCGCCCGGACAAGGUGCUCUUCCUCAGGUACGAGGAGAUGCUGCGCGACCCGCCGGGCAACGUCCGGAGGCUGGCGCGGUUUCUGGGGUGCCCGUUCACGGCGGAGGAGGAGGACGCCGGCGUGGUGGGCGCCAUGUUGGAGCUGUGUAGCCUGGAGAAGCUGCGGGACCUGGGGGUGAAUAGGAAAGGCACGCCGGGGAUGAGCACCGUUUCCAACGACGUCUUCUUCCGGAAGGGCGUGGUCGGCGACUGGCGCAGCCACAUGACGCCCGCCAUGGCUGCGACGCUGGACGACAUCGUCAACGAUGCCAUGCGAGGCACGGGUUUCUCGUUUACUGAUUCAGGCCAUGCGGAAGAAGGCGCUGCGCCGUAGACAUUUUGCACCCAUAUGCGAUGCACGUUUGUUACUUAUACGUGCAAACUGAAUCAGGACCGAGUAAUAAUGUAGUGCUACGUGUUUUUUUAACAAAGUUUGUAAUGUAUGUGUGUCCUGCAUAUUCAAAAUUUCAAAUAGAGAUUCUAAAAUCAGCAAUCUUUACGUUUGAAAACAUGUGGAUGGAGUAUGAUGUUUUUUUUUGCCUCCGGCUUGAAUAUCUUUGGAAUAAAUAUGUCUU